This is a messenger RNA of Diutina rugosa, 600 nucleotides long. RefSeq lists its product as uncharacterized. The transcript has a single exon. Gene Ontology annotation, biological process: late endosome to vacuole transport; endosome transport via multivesicular body sorting pathway; protein transport. The record is from RefSeq and is a predicted model, not a curated record. Gene Ontology annotation, cellular component: multivesicular body; ESCRT III complex. Lineage: Eukaryota; Fungi; Ascomycota; Pichiomycetes; Serinales; Debaryomycetaceae. The coding region runs from base 1 to 600 and encodes 199 amino acids.
AUGUCCGGUCUUGAACAACUGUUAUUCCAACUCAAGUUUACCGCUAAACAACUUAACCGUCAAGCCGCGAAGGCGGCCAAGGAAGAAACCCAGGAAAGAGCUAAAAUAAAGAAGGCUCUCACCCAGGGCAAUAAUGAUAUCGCUCAACUCUAUGCCCAAAAUGCCAUUCGCAAGGCCAACGAACGAGUCAACUUGUUGAGAUUGGCACUGCGUAUUGAUGCGGUGGCUCUGAGAGUGCAAACUGCCGUGACGAUGCGUUCAGUCACAGGCAACAUGUCGCAAGUUAUUCGUGGGAUGGAUAAGGCCUUACAAACGAUGAAUCUCGAACGCAUUCUGAUGGUCAUGGACAAGUUUGAGUCUCAAUUUGAAGAUCUUGAUGCUCUGACUAAUUACUACGAAGCCACUACAAACAAUGUGAACGCUUUAACCACGCCGCAAGACCAGGUUGACGAGUUAAUGAGUCAAGUGGCGGAUGAAGCUGGUAUCGAAAUGAAGCAAGGACUCAAUGAAACUCAGAUCGAAAUUAACGCUCCUGUUGUGGGCAUUUCUGAGGAGAAAGAAGACAAGUUGGCUGAACGUUUACGUGCGCUUCGGAAUUAA